Culex pipiens pallens (northern house mosquito) is the source of this 4395-nucleotide messenger RNA. RefSeq lists its product as uncharacterized. The record is from RefSeq and is a predicted model, not a curated record. Gene Ontology annotation, molecular function: zinc ion binding; nucleic acid binding. The transcript has 2 exons. NCBI's taxonomy places the organism in Eukaryota, Metazoa, Arthropoda, Insecta, Diptera, Culicidae. Bases 1 to 4395 code for a protein of 1464 amino acids.
AUGGCGGAGACCGUCGCGGCGCUCGCUAGCUGCUGCGAGAAAACCAAGGCGAAGGUGACGCGGAUUAAGCGGGCGGUCUUGACCGCUGAGCAGGACCACAAGAAGUUCAGCGUACACGCGUUAAAGCUGUACCUGAAAACGACGGAUGCUGCCUACGAAGAAUUCAAUUCGUUCCAGAACAAGAUUUACCUGGCCGACCCCACGAAGAAGGACGAGUUUGAACCGAAGUUCAUCGAUUUUGAAGAGCUGUACGAGUUCACUCGUAUUGCUCUCUGCGAGAUGCUGCAAGCUUACGAGGACGACGAAAAGGCAGCCCUUGCCGCGGCGGCGCAGGUCGCUGCAGAGAGAGCUAUCAAACCGGUCGUGAAAUGUCAACACGGCGACAGUUCCUCUAGUGUCCCCGUGUCGUUCCCUCCAACUCUCGUGUUGCAGCAGUCAGCGCUCCCAACCUUCGACGGGCGCUAUGAAAACUGGUUCCGGUUCAAGCAGAUGUUUUGCGACAUCGCCGAGAAGUGCACGGCGGAUUCGGCGGCUACGAAGCUUCACUACCUCGACAAGGCGCUGAUCGGAAAGGCUCAGGGAGCUAUUGAUCAACAGAUAAUCCGGGACAAUGACUACGCUCAAGCCUGGGUCUCCCUCCAGGAACAAUUUGAGAACCUGCCUGCGUUGGUCAACGACACCGUCUCGAGGCUGCUGGGCGUCAAGGCGAUGAUGAGUGAUUCGUAUGUCCAGCUGAAAAACCUGCUGGAUGACGUCGAGAAGAGUGUGAACUCCUUGGAGUACCACAACCUAAAGAUGGACAGACUUUCGGAGGCCAUCAUCACCAACUUGACCGCUUCGAAGCUUGACAUGGCGACACGGAAGAUCUGGGAAUCCAGUGUUGCGCGUGGUGCUCUCCCCGAGUACAAAAAGAUGAUGAAGGUAUUGCGGAACCAGCAGGCAGUGCUGGAGCGCUGCGAAAGGGCGAAGCCUACCCAGAAGACCAAAGUGACGAACUCGAACCCCCGCACAUCGACGCCACCUACGAAGGCCCACACGGCGACUGUUGGAAAGCACGAAAGCUGUGCGAUGUGCAACGCUGAACACCUGCUGGAGAAGUGCGAAGCAUUUCUGAAGCUGAACGUGAACGCGCGGUACGGCAAGGCGAAGCAGUUUGGACUCUGCUUCCGUUGUUUGAAACGGGGCCACCGCACGGCAGACUGCAAGCAGAAGGACAAGUGCUCGGAGUGCUCGCGAGCACACCACACGCUGAUGCACCCCGACAGCAAGAAAGAACCCGAGAAGCAACCACCGGAAACUUCGGCUGCCGGAACGAACGCUAGCAGCGCCACUGUUAGCAAGGAUGGAUCGACCUCGACGAACUGCCCCCUCUACUGCAACACCAACGAAACACCAAAGCAAGUUCUGUUGGCAACCGCGGUUGUCAACGUCGUCGAUGCAUGUGGAGUACAGCACAAGUGCCGAGCCCUACUGGACUCGGGCGCGAUGGCCAACUUCAUGUCGCAGAGCUUCGCGGACCUGCUGAACCUGAAGAAGAUGCCGGCCAAUGUCCCGGUCGUUGGCGUGAACGGAAUGGAGACAGUAGUGAAGUUCAAGGUUGAGGCCAAGGUCGAGUCCCGCACCACGGCGUACAACUUCUGCCUCAACUAUCUGGUGAUGCCGAAGGUGACUGGACCGCUACCCGUGGACAAGGUCGAAGUGGAGCGGUGGCCGAUUCCGAAGGAUUUGGCGCUGGCAGACGAAAGAUUCUAUGAACCCGGCCGAAUUGAUUUGCUCAUCGGAGCAGAAGUGUUCUUCGAGUUGCUGCAGAGCGGCAAAAUGAUGAUGUCUGCGGAACUACCCAUUCUGCAGGAGAGCGUCCUAGGAUGGCUGGUAUCGGGACGUGUAGCUGAAACAGGAACGACGGGCACGGUGCGAGUCUGCCACGCGCUGGCCAAGCAGACACCCGAAGCACAACUGGCUGGUUUGCUGCGGCAAUUCUGGUCGGUCGACGAGCAGGAAUUUCCUGCAACGACCUCGGAGACGAGCAGUGACUGUGAGAAGCAUUUCCUGGAGACUCACAGCCGGAACGAGUCCGGACGCUACGUUGUGCGGUUGCCAUUCCGUAGCAACGUGGGCGAGCUGGGACUGUCGAGAGAACAAGCCGAGAAACGAUUCUACGCACUGGAACGUCGAUUGGACAAGAACGCAAACCUGAAGCAGCAGUACAAGAUGUUCAUCGACGAGUACAUCUCGCUCGGCCACGCCCGAGUGAUCGACGACGCCAAGGCGGACGCAAACUAUCUACCCCACCACUGCGUACUGAAGCCUGACAGUGCAACCACGAAGCUCAGGGUAGUGUUCGAUGCGUCGGCCAAGAGCUCCACCGGUUUGUCGCUGAACGACGUGAUGCUGACUGGCCCAACAGUGCAGCGCACCCUCUUCGAUAUUGUGCUGCGAUUCCGAUGCCACAAAUAUGUCUUCACCGCCGAUGUGCCAAAAAUGUAUCGGCAGGUGGAGGUGCACGAAAAAGAUCGGAAGUACCAGCAGAUUCUCUGGAGAGAUGAUCACCAGCAGCCAUUAAGGACGAUAGAGCUUUCAACGGUCACCUACGGCACGGCUGCGGCCCCCUUUUUGGCGACACGAGCGUUGAAUCAGUUGGCGCUGGACGAACGGCAUGACUUUCCCGAAGCAAGCACAUCCGUACUGAACAACUUCUACGUGGAUGACGUGCUUGCCGGAGCAGAUGACCUAUGCCAAGCAAAGCAGCUCCAGCAGGACAUGAUCGAGAUGCUGGCAAGAGGCGGGUUCCAGCUGCACAAGUGGUGCGCCAACCAUGCAGCGCUGCUGGAGGAGAUUCCGAUUGAAAACCGGGCCAAGACGCUGAACUUCGAGAAGAACGACGAGGGCGAGGUUGUCAAAACGCUCGGCCUACUUUGGGACCCGGUGAGUGACGUGUUUAAGUUCAGCGUGAAGCCGUUCAAGAAAUCGACGGAACGUCCGACGAAGCGGCAGAUCAUGUCCGACAUUGCCCGUUUGUUCGAUCCGCUCGGGUACCUCGGACCAGCUGUGAUGAUCGCCAAACUUGUGAUGCAGCAGCUCUGGAAGGAGAAGUUCCACUGGGACGACCCAGUACCGGAGGAUGUGGCAAAGAUGUGGGAGAGAUUCCGGUCUGAGCUGUGCGAGAUAAGCGAGUUGAAGAUUCCACGCGCCGUAGCUGCAGCAGUAGACGUGACGAGCUACGAACUCCACGGCUUCGCAGACGCGUCGAUGAAGGGGUACGGCUGCUCUGUGUACUUGCGGUGUCUGAAACGAGACGGUACUGCGGAGAUGAUGCUGUUGUGUGCGAAGUCGAGGGUCGCACCGUUGAAGGAACUGAACCGCCAACCGAAGGACGACGCUGAGCCGGAAGAUUUGACCAUUCCCCGACUGGAGCUCUGCGCGUCGAAGCUGAUGGUCGAACAAGUGGUCAAGGUUCUCGACGCCGUUGAACUGGACAUCAGCCGCGUUGUGCUCUGGACGGACUCGCAGAUUGUUCUGGACUGGUUGAAGCGCUUGAAACCUGACACUUCGGUGUUCGUGCGCAACCGGGUUGCUGCGAUUCUGAAACUGAGCAAAAAGUUUGAAUGGAGGCACAUACCAACCGCACUGAACCCAGCUGACUUGAUCUCACGCGGUGUGUACCCACUGAAGCUCAUCGUGUGCGACCUGUGGUGGCAUGGCCCAGAAUUCCUGCGGACAACUGUUGCCACUGUCCAGCCGCCGAACCUGGUUGCCGACGAAGCAAACCCUGACGGCGAUCAACCUGGAGAUCCCGACCCAGAAAUCCAUGUAUUAGCGGCCUCUACCGACACGAACGAGAAUCCACCCUUGGCCGUUAUCAACGAUUGCAGUGACUACAGGAAGCUGCAACGGAUCUUUGGGUACGUGACGAGGUUCCUGUACAACUGCCGGAACAAGCCGGCGGAGCGACGAGGAUCCUACUUGAAGAUUGACGAGCUGCGGAACGCGCAGUUGCUGAUGGUGAUGGUGGUACAGCAUGCAGUGUAUGGAGAGGAAAUAAGCUGUAUCCGUAAGAACCAGCCGGUGAAGGGCAAGCUCCGGAACCUGAACCCGAUGUACGACGAAACAGAACGUGUGCUGCGGGUCGGUGGACGCAUCCGUCAUUCCGAUCUGCCUCGUGACCAGAAGCACCCCAUGAUUCUUCCGGAAAGGCAACACCUCACCGAACUCCUGAUAAACACACUGCACCGGGAGAACUUACACGUUGGUCGCAACGGGCUGCUGGCUGUGAUUAGACGUGCUUUCUGGCCAGUCAACGCGAAGCGAACCAUCUAUCGGGUGCUGAAAAGGUGUGUGCAGUGCUUCAGGGUGAAGCCCAAACCGGCGUGGACUACGCCGGACCGCUUCUACUGA